CGGCGGGGGCGGCUCGGCGCGGCCCCGCCCGCGGCGGGGGCCAUGUGAGCGCGGAGCCGGCAGGAUGCAGAAGGGGAUGCGGCUCAAUGACGGGCACGUCGCCCACCUGGGGCUGCUGGCGAAGAAGGACGGGGCCCGGCGCGGAUACCUGAGCAAGCGGAGCGCCGACAACACGAAAUGGCACACCAAGUGGUUCGCGCUGCUCCAGAACAUGCUCUUCUACUUCGAGACCGACUCCAGCUCCCGGCCCUCGGGGCUCUACCUGCUCGAGGGCUGCGUCUGCGACCGCGCGCCCUCCCCCAAGCCGCCCCUCUCGGCCAAGGACUCCCUGGAGAAGCAGCACUACUUCACGGUGAACUUCAACCAUGAGAACCAGAAGACGCUGGAGCUGCGCACGGAGGACGCCAAGGACUGCGACGAGUGGGUGGCAGCCAUAGCUCACGCCAGCUACAGGAACCUGGCGACGGAGCACGAGGCGCUGAUGCAGAAGUACCUCCACCUCCUGCAGAUCGUGGAGACCGAGAAGACUGUUGCCAAGCAACUCCGGCAGCAGAUCGAGGACGGGGAGAUCGAGAUCGAGCGCCUCAAGGCCGAGAUCGCGUCCCUGCUCAAGGACCACGAGCGCAUCCAGGCCAGCCAGGGCAGCGCGCCCAGCGACGACGACAGUGACAUCAAGAAGAUCAAGAAGGUGCAGAGCUUCCUGCGGGGCUGGCUGUGCCGCAGGAAGUGGAAGACCAUCAUCCAGGACUACAUCAGGUCCCCCCACGCCGACAGCAUGCGCAAGAGGAACCAGGUGGUGUUCAGCAUGCUGGAGGCCGAGGCCGAGUACGUGCAGCAGCUCCACAUCCUGGUCAACAACUUCCUGCGGCCCCUGCGCAUGGCCGCCAGCUCCAAGAAGCCGCCCAUCACCCACGACGAUGUCAGCAGCAUCUUCCUCAACAGUGAAACAAUCAUGUUUCUGCACCAAAUUUUCUACCAAGGCCUGAAGGCGCGGAUCUCCAGCUGGCCCACACUGGUGCUGGCCGACCUGUUUGACAUCCUGCUGCCCAUGCUGAACAUCUACCAGGAGUUUGUGCGGAACCACCAGUACAGCCUGCAGAUCCUGGCGCACUGCAAGCAGAACCGCGACUUCGACAAGCUGCUCAAGCACUACGAGGCCAAGCCCGACUGCGAGGAGAGGACCCUGGAGACCUUCCUCACCUACCCCAUGUUCCAGAUCCCCAGGUACAUCCUGACCCUGCACGAGCUGCUGGCCCACACGCCCCACGAGCACGUGGAGAGGAACAGCCUGGAUUAUGCCAAGUCCAAGCUGGAGGAGCUGUCCAGGAUAAUGCACGAUGAAGUGAGUGAGACUGAAAACAUUCGGAAAAACCUGGCAAUAGAGCGGAUGAUCAUCGAGGGCUGUGAGAUCCUGCUGGACACCAGCCAGACCUUCGUCAGACAAGGCUCCCUGAUCCAGGUGCCCAUGUCGGAGAAAGGGAAGAUCACGCGGGGCCGGCUGGGCUCGCUGUCGCUCCGCAAGGAGGGCGAGCGCCAGUGCUUCCUCUUCUCCAAGCACCUCAUCAUCUGCACCCGCGGCUCCGGGGGCAAGCUGCACCUCACCAAGAACGGGGUGAUCUCCCUCAUCGACUGCACGCUGGUGGAGGAGCCCGAGAGCACCGACGAGGACGCCAAAACAUCAGGACAAGACAUUGACCACCUUGACUUCAAAAUCGUGGUGGAGCCGAAGGAUUCCUCAUCUUUCACCGUUAUCCUGGUGGCCUCAUCCAGGCAGGAGAAGGCUGCAUGGACCAGUGACAUCAGCCAGUGCGUGGACAACAUCCGCUGCAACGGGCUGAUGAUGAACGCCUUCGAGGAGAACUCCAAGGUCACCGUGCCCCAGAUGAUCAAGUCUGAUGCCAGCUUGUAUUGUGAUGAUGUUGACAUUAGGUUCAGUAAAACGAUGAAUUCCUGCAAGGUCCUGCAGAUCCGCUAUGCCAGCGUGGAGCGGCUGCUGGAGAGGCUGACGGACCUGCGCUUCCUGAGCAUCGACUUCCUCAACACCUUCCUGCACUCCUACCGCGUCUUCACCACCGCCCUCGUCGUGCUCGACAAGCUCAUCACCAUCUACAAGAAGCCCAUCAGUGCCAUCCCUGCACGGUCGCUGGAGCUGCUGUUUGCAAACAGCCAGAACAACAAGCUGCUCUACGGGGAGCCCCCCAAGUCACCCCGGGCCAACCGCAAGUUCUCGUCGCCGCCGCCGCUGUCGCUGAGCAAGUCAUCGUCACCCAGCCGGCGCAGGAAGCUGUCCCUCAACAUCCCCAUCAUCACCGGCGGCAAGGCGCUCGACCUGGCCGCGCUCAGCUGCUCCUCCAACGGCUACGCCGGCGUCUACUCCUCCAUGGCCCCCUUCAGCAAGACCACGCUGGACAUCAACAAGCUCUACGUGUCCAGCGCCUAUCCCAACAAGAUCCCCGACGAGGGAGAAGCGGCCGCGGAGAAGCAGGAGGAGUCCCUGCAGGGCAAGCAGAGCUCAGAGGUGUCUGUCAGGGAAGAGUCGGACACAGAUCCCAACCACAGCGAUGAAGCAGAAGCUGAAGCUUCCCCAACGAAAUCUCCAACGACUCCCAAGUCCGUCAAGUGCAAAAAUUCAUCAGAUUUCUCGCUGUUUUCCUACAACAAUGGCAUGGUGAUGACGUCCUGCCGGGACCUGGACAGCACCCGCAGCGCCCUGUCUGCCACCUCCGCCUUCGCCAUCGCCACGGCGGGGGCCAACGAGGGCACCCCCACCAAGGAGAAGUACCGCAGGAUGUCCCUGGCCAGCGCAGUUUCAGGGUUCCCGACGGACCAGCGGAACGGGGACAAGGAGUUUGUGAUCCGCAGAGCCGCCACCAACCGCGUGCUGAACGUGCUGCGGCACUGGGUGUCCAAGCACUCCCAGGACUUUGAGACCAACGAGGAGCUGAAGUUCCGGGUGAUUGGCUUCCUGGAGGAGGUGAUCCACGACCCCGAGCUCCUGACGCAGGAGAGGAAGGCAGCUGCCAACAUCAUCAGGACCUUGACGCAGGAGGAUCCAGGAGACAACCAGAUAACCCUGGAGGAGGUGGUGCAGAUGGCUGAGGGUGUCAAAGCAGAGCCCUUUGAGAACCAUUCAGCCUUGGAGAUCGCAGAACAGCUGACGCUGCUGGACCACCUGGUCUUCAAGAAGAUCCCAUAUGAGGAAUUCUUUGGGCAAGGCUGGAUGAAGCUGGAGAAGAACGAGAGGACUCCAUACAUCAUGAAGAACACAAAGCACUUCAAUGAUGUCAGCAACCUGAUCGCCUCGGAGAUCAUCCGCAACGAGGACAUCGCGGCGCGCGCCAGCGCCAUCGAGAAGUGGGUGGCCGUGGCCGACAUCUGCCGCUGCCUGCACAACUACAACGCCGUGCUGGAGAUCACCUCCUCCCUCAACCGCAGUGCCAUCUUCCGCCUCAAGAAAACGUGGCUCAAGGUCUCCAAGCAGACCAAGGCUCUGAUUGAUAAGCUCCAGAAGCUGGUGUCGUCGGAGGGCAGGUUCAAGAACCUGAGGGAGGCACUGAAAAAUUGUGACCCCCCGUGUGUCCCCUACCUGGGCAUGUACCUGACGGACCUGGCCUUCAUCGAGGAGGGCACCCCCAACUACACCGAGGAUGGCCUGGUGAACUUCUCCAAAAUGAGGAUGAUCUCACACAUCAUAAGGGAGAUCCGCCAGUUCCAGCAAACCUCCUACAAGAUCGAGCACCAGCCCAAGGUGACGCAGUACCUGCUGGACCAGUCGGGAGUGAUGGACGAGGAGUCCCUGUACGAAGCUUCUCUGCGGAUAGAGCCCAAGCUGCCUUCGUGAGCGGCGCGGCCGCCGGACUCUCGCUGUACCCCUGUACAUAGCCCCGCUCCACGGGCGCCCUGGAGCGACCCCCGUCCGUGCUUCCCCCGCCCCGGCCCGGCCCGGUCCGGCCCCGGCCCGCCGCGCUCGUGUAGGAUUCCCCGCCCCGCCACGGUUUAACGCGCCGACACUUCGCUGGAGUCCCGGGCUCUUUUCCAUGAUGUUACUUUUGUCAUUUGUUCCUCUUGGGGGGCUGGUGGUCGGGCAGGCGAGUUCCCGUGGGGCAGGUGAGUCCCUGUGGGGCAGGUGAGUCCCUGUGGGGCAG
Melozone crissalis (California towhee) is the source of this 4145-nucleotide messenger RNA. It is a transcript of the gene RASGRF1, whose product is annotated as Ras protein specific guanine nucleotide releasing factor 1. NCBI's taxonomy places the organism in Eukaryota, Metazoa, Chordata, Aves, Passeriformes, Passerellidae. Gene Ontology annotation, biological process: Ras protein signal transduction; positive regulation of GTPase activity. The record is from RefSeq and is a predicted model, not a curated record. Bases 65 to 3841 code for a protein of 1258 amino acids. The transcript has 28 exons. Gene Ontology annotation, cellular component: plasma membrane. Gene Ontology annotation, molecular function: guanyl-nucleotide exchange factor activity; protein binding.